Molecule: messenger RNA, 902 nt
Organism: Notothenia coriiceps (black rockcod)
Lineage: Eukaryota; Metazoa; Chordata; Actinopteri; Perciformes; Nototheniidae
Product: protein RRP5 homolog
Exons: 5
Biological process (GO): rRNA processing
Cellular component (GO): nucleolus; small-subunit processome
Molecular function (GO): RNA binding
Source: RefSeq, a predicted model, not a curated record
GGCACGGUGUCAGUCCUGCUGCCUCACGGCAUGAUGGUGAAUGUGUCUGACCACAUCAAAGGCCUGGUGCCCCGCACACACCUUUCCGACAUCCUGCUGAAGAACCCAGAGAAGAAGUACAUAGAGGGCAUGAAGAUCAAAUGUCGGGUGCUCUCCGUGGACGCAGAGAAUAAGAAGCUGUGCCUGACCAGGAAGAAGGCCCUGGUGGAGAGCCCCCUGCCGCUGUUCCUCAGCUUCAGCGAUGCACGUCCCGGCCGCGUCUCCCACGGCUACAUCGUCUGCAUCAAAGACUUUGGCUGCAUCAUGCGUUUCUACAACAACGUGAAGGGCCUGGUGCCGACCAACGAGCUCAGCUCGGAGCCCAUCGUCAACCCGCAGGAGGUCUUCUACGUGGGGCAGGUGUUAAAGGCUAAAGUUCUCAAUUGCGACCCCGCUAAGGAGAAGAUGGCGCUGUCCUUUAAGGCGGCAGUGGAGGGAGACAAAGAGGAAGCCCCCCAGCCCCAGUUUGACUGUGAGGUGGGGACGAAACUGGAGGCCAAGGUGCUGAAAAAGUUAGUCAACGGUCUGGAGGUCGCCAUCCUCCCUGACGAAAACCGUGCCAUGCUACCCACAAUGCACCUUUCCGAUCACAUGUCCAACUGCCCUCUGCUGUGGGAGAGCCUGCAGGAGGGAGACAACAUCUCAAACAUCGUCUGCUCCAGCAAGACCAAAGAGCAUGUUAUCGUCAGCAAGAAGCCAACAGUGCGAUGGUCUCUGGAGGAAGGCGUGGUGGCCAAGGACUUCUCUGAGAUCACAGUAGGAAUGCAGCUGGUCGGUUGGAUCAAGAACAUCAUGUCGUACGGCGUCUUCGUGGAGUUCCCUUACGGCCUCUUUGGGCUCGCACCCAAGUCGGUGAGUAAAGG